AUGGUCCGCGCGUUUUUGGAAACAUUAUUUGUCUGUUCUAAGUCCGCUCCGAAACGCGAUUCAACUUCGAAAAAGCCAGCUGACGAGAACGGAAGAGUACAUCCACAUGCGGAACGAUCGGGUUCACAACGCUUUCGAACAAUUCCACACAAGCAACCCACCACGGGAGUUCCACAGGAUGAUUUGUUCUCCUUGCGAGCAAUACUAAAUCAAGCUUUGAAUACAUCAAAACAUCAAAGCAAGUUAAAAACAGUGUGCCUGUCGGAGACGCAGAUUGCAUCAAAUCUAGUUACAGAUAUCCGCAACGCCCGAUCACGUUUAGUUGAUUGUCAAGCAUUAGACAAAUGGAUAUCAAACUGGCAGGAGAAUGAAUUUCGACGAUCAGAAAGUAAGAGAGGAAAACUUAUUCAGCAUCAAUCGGGAUCUACUACUCAACUGGACAAAUCACGACGUACACAUCGCAGAUCUGCUCAGGGUCGUGCGCUCAGUGAUCGUGCACUGUUGUCAGCAAAGUAUAGUAAACGUAGAGAUGAACUGAUUCGUAAAGCAUUAGAAACUGUUCGUCCUUCGGUUGCGAGCCAAACUGAAAUCCAGAGACACAAACAGAUGAACGAAAUUUGGGAACCGUUGAGCACCGAUUUACCUGAGCUCGACCACGGCCAGUGUGCAUCUGAGUUCGCAGAAACAACAUUGUUUUCACCGUUAAGUGCAGACAUGACCACUCCAAGGGAAGCAGUUGCUUUAAAUAGUUUUCGAGCUCGCUCAACGGAAUCGCAUACGGCUCAAACGAAAAUCGACAAAACUGAAUGGGAUCGAUCAUUGAGUUGCCAUAUACAAUAUAGUCAACAUGAACUGUAUACUCCAAGUCAGGCGAAAAUGACAAUCGAAGGAACCCGAUCGUGGAAUACCAUACCUCGAAACACUGAUAAACGACUAGUGUAUUCAAAUAGACAACCGGGGAGCCAAUCUCACAAUCAAGAACCAUCGUUACCCAUGCUUCGUCUGGAAGAUCUGAAGUCCUAUACUCUCACGUCGAGCACGACAUCACAUGUAUGUGACGGGAAGGCGAAACCGGAGGAUCAAACAUCAGACACAUUUGUUCUGUCCGCCGCUUCCGAAUUCCUGCAUUCCACUUCGGACGAACAGUUUGCAUUCAAACAUCGACCAAGACCAGGAAUCGCAACAGGACGACAACGACAAAUCUCUCCCAGUUCAGAACAGCGCACGCCCGCAGGGUUAGAAAGCAAGGCAGAUGGUGCUUCGGCAGAAAAACUAGAUGAGCCUCCUCAAAACAAAAAGGUAUCCGAAAUAUAUGAGAAUGAAGAAAUCGCGGAUGUGAACGAAACGAUAAGCAAAGGUUCCAUGCGGAGUAAUUUUACAGAACCACCAGGAAGUGAAAUGGACUUGGAGAUGCAAUAUAUACCGAUGAAUGAAGAGAUUCAUUUACAGAAUCAAUCAUUUGUUCAAUCGGAACCUCCGAGAGGAUUCGUCAAGGAACCGUUAGAUUCAAUCGUUCAACCAAAACACCCACACAAGUCGACCUUUUUUCAUAAGACAUCACGCCGGAAACUGAAACGGCCGGAGCGUGUCGAACCGAACAGGAAAGCAUCGGCACCACCAGAUUCAUUAAUUGUGAAUAAUAAUGCCCAAUCGAAGGAAGCGUCCGUAUUCAAGCAAGCAACGCCUUCACAGCGAAGCACCGUGACAGCACAUUCGGACACGAUUUUGUUAGCCCAAUUAGACCCGAAACGUGUCCAGUUCUGGAAUGAUGUACUCCAAGACUGUGAGGAUGUUCGCCUGAGUAAAUUAUUAGAGGAAAUGCAUAGCAUCACAGAUCGCCGAAUAUUCGCAAUCGAACAGAGAACAAGGACACGAAUACGGUUGAACGAAACAGUGGUGUAUACUGUGCACGGAUUACCUUGUAUGGAACUGCGCAUCCUGGCCUAUGAAGUGACUGAUAUCCAACGAGCGCUGGUUCAGCUGGAAAUGUGUUUUCCACGGCUUUAUCGACAAAUCCUUUUCACAGAGCGAUUCUAUGGUAGUGCUGCUCCCGGAUUAGCACAUCGUUUCCCCACCACGAAUGAGUUCUUCUUCACAAUGAAUGAGUCAACGGCAGCCGGUCAACCCUCUGUGAGUACCGUUCGUCGUGUUAUUCCGGUGAUAGAGGAAGCACGCAAACUCAAACGAUCCCAUAAAUCAUUUGGUUAG
Echinostoma caproni is the source of this 2208-nucleotide messenger RNA. The record is from the annotation of a GenBank genome assembly. Lineage: Eukaryota; Metazoa; Platyhelminthes; Trematoda; Plagiorchiida; Echinostomatidae.